AUGAUGAUGGAGAACUACACAGCAGUCCAUGAAUUCUUACUAUUGGGAUUCCCGCAAAUUAAGGGUUUCAAAGCCAUCAUUUUAUUUCUAUUGAUACUGACUAUUUACAUUAUGACACUCAUGAUAAAUUCUAUGAUCAUCGUAUUGGUGUCUACCAGGCAGCAGCUUCAUUCUCCCAUGUACUUCUUCCUACAGCAAUUGUCAUGCACUGAAAUUAUGUUCAUGAGUGUUACUGUUCCAAACAUGCUACGUGUCAUAUGGCUGGAAGGAGCCACUGUCUCUGUCAUAGGUUGUAUAGCACAGACUUAUAUUUAUUGUGGUAUAGGGACAACAGAAUGUCACCUCCUUGCAGUCAUGUCCUAUGACCGAUACCUGGCCAUAUGCAGCCCUCUGCAUUAUACCACCAUCAUGAGCAACAAACUACAAAAUUCCUUGGUUAUCUAUUGUUGGGUGUUUGGUUUACUCGCCACACAGGUUAAUCUUAGUUUUAUAUGCCAACUUGAGUUCUGUGGGCCACACGUCAUUGACCACUUCUUCUGUGACCUUGUUCCUUUUGUUAAACUGUCAUGUACUAACACUCAAGCACUACAGUUAGAGAUUUUGAUUAUUGCUAUCCCAAUAAUGGUCAUCCCAUUUAUUUUAAUUUUUAUUAGUUACAUCUGCGUAUUCAUAACUAUUCUCGGGAUCUCCUCUACAACUGGUAGGAAGAAAACCUUCUCCACCUGCAGCUCCCACCUCUCCGUUGUAACUGUAUUCUAUGGAACCUUGAUCACCAUUUACUUGGUUCCAGCUAGUGGACGAUCUUUGACUGUAAACAAGUUUACUGCCCUUUUGUAUAUUGUAAUAACACCCUUGUUUAAUCCAUUCAUUUACAGUUUGAGGAGUAAAGAAAUUAGAGCCAUCAUGGGAAAUUUACUAAAGACUAAGGAUUAUGACAAAAACAAUACAUAA
Messenger RNA from Pseudophryne corroboree (corroboree frog), 951 nucleotides. RefSeq names its product olfactory receptor 6F1-like. Gene Ontology annotation, cellular component: membrane. Bases 1 to 951 code for a protein of 316 amino acids. Gene Ontology annotation, biological process: G protein-coupled receptor signaling pathway. NCBI's taxonomy places the organism in Eukaryota, Metazoa, Chordata, Amphibia, Anura, Myobatrachidae. Gene Ontology annotation, molecular function: olfactory receptor activity; G protein-coupled receptor activity. The transcript has a single exon. The record is from RefSeq and is a predicted model, not a curated record.